GUAUGCACUGGCACUGCGGUGUGCAUGGGCGACGUGGUGCUGCAAUGCACGCGGCUGUUGUGGUGUAUCAAGAGGCCCCCAAGAGAGCUCCGUAGCCAUUUUGGUCGAAGCCGUUUUGGCUCGACGCAGGACCAUCAUCCCUAAUACAUAUCAGGUCGACAGACCAGGACCUUCGCAAUCCUUCCGCACCUAGUAGGCACCAUGGUCGGCGAAAGCUUCCCAGUUCUUCCAGCUUGGUUCUUCUACAUCUACCACAUCAUCGGUGGUUGGAUCAUUGGGCGUACCGUUACAUUUUGUCCACACCCGAUCGCAGUCCUGACUGUGGUCUUUGGUAUCCAGGGUCUGAUCGAACAUUAUGCUGACAAGUUCCCCACAGUUGCAAAGUUGAACGCGCCAUUAACACUGGUGCUCCUGGGGUUCCUCGGCUAUUGGUUGUACACUCUGUUCGCCAUCAGCACAGCACCGCAUUGGGUUCUUUGGGCCGCCAUCGCCAUCUAUUUUGCCGUUGUGGGUAUCGCAAAGACUAUGGAGCUUGGAUUUCCGAAGGACACAGUUGAAGAGCAGAUUUCGGCCCUCAAGGACCCGAACUACAACUUUUGGCACUUUUGGCUCCACAACUUCUUCACGGCUUUCUUCCUCUUCCUAUCGGCCACUUGCCCAGGCGUCUUCCCGAAAGAUGCAUUGAUUGACUUUGGCGGGACGGCUCUUGCAGAGGUACGCGAACAAGACACGGAGCUCCCCUCGGCACAUAUGGCUGUGUUGUUCGGUGUCUGUCUCAUGUCCUUUGCCGUGGGCAUCGGGAUCGGAGGCCGAUGGUGCCUUCGGCGUGACGUCGCACAGGUCGAUGCCACUUCUCUUCUUGUAGCAUGAUAAAGUAUCACGGCUUCUGUCGUGACCAAAAGCGCCAAUAGCGCCAAUAGCGUCAUGGCAGGCAGAUGCACUAUGCCUGCUUUGCGCGCGAUUGGAUGCGCUGUUGGGCGCCGUGCGGACGACCGACAGCUUUGUAAACUGCCUUCUAAGGAUACAUCCCCAGGCCGAAAGUUUCUUCCCUCCUGGGUUAAAAUAUGAGAACAUCAAUGGAUCCAAUUGGAUCCCUUUUCGGGUGUGGGGGAGUUUCGUGGAUCCUAUUUCUGUGUUGCGCGGGUCCAAUUUCCUGUGUGUGAAAAAAC
Messenger RNA from Prorocentrum cordatum, 1169 nucleotides. The record is from the annotation of a GenBank genome assembly. NCBI's taxonomy places the organism in Eukaryota, Dinophyceae, Prorocentrales, Prorocentraceae.